AUCCUGGAAUCAUGACCUGAGCCAAAAUCAAGAGUCAGAUGCUCAACUGACCGAGUCACACAGGCACCCCUAAUAGGGAAUAUUAGUAAGACAGUGGCUAAUAACCAUCAAAGCACUCUCUUUAAGUGUUGUACUUGGUGAUAUGGUUGAUACGGACUGCUUCCUUUGUAACGUGUUCUCAUGUAACUCCAGUUUCACCAGGAUUCCCUAACUUGUGGGUACAACUGGCUCACAUAACAAUAUAACUGACUCCAUCUGCGUAAAGCAGAAAAUCCCAGACUCUUAUUUCUAGAAGUCUCUGGGGUGGGGAGGUUCUUGAAUAAUCCUCUCCCAUGCUUCCCCUCUUGCACAAACCCUCAACACAUCCACCCAUAAAGACUUUGGGGGCCUGGCUUUGCUACUUCUCUUGAGAGGGCACCAUGUUAAUGGAAAAGACCCAUUUCAGGGUCUCAGAACCUGCAUGGUGCCAGGCCAUUAUGACAUUCUAUGUGGCACUCAUUGCUUUAGAACCAGGCCACAUUUCUCCAACAAGGAGAGAAGGCUCUUCUCCCCACUCCAUAUCAGGGGUCCCAAGCCAGCACUACCAAAGUCCCCUGUUUUCCAGAGUCACAUUGCCUUUAGCCCUGUCACCCUGGGGCUUAGUCAGGAAGACCAGAAUCUGAGUCAGAUACCAUGCAUCAGCUCCAUCCCUGCCCUCAGCUCUCCCCUCUCCAUCCCCAUGUGAAAUAUGCCAGAUUGGUGAGUCCACUAAGUUAUCAGACUUCAUGUCAAGACAUAUCCAGAUCUCGAGUGGGGAUGACUUAUGCUCAAACGCAUUGUGUGCUGUCUUCUUGAAACUCCAUAGUAUUUUAUUUUAUUUUAUUUUAUUUUAUUUUAUUUUAUUAUUAUUUUAUUUUUUCCAUAGUAUUUUAAUAUUAAUAAGUCAAAUUUCCCCUUAUUACUCUUCUCUUUUUUUUAAAAAAAAAUCCAUGUAUGCUAUUACCUGUUUAUUCUUUCAGAUAAAUAUAGGGAUAGUUUUGUCAAUCAUUAAGAAAUUGUUAGCAAAGGUGUUAAACCAAUGAAAUUAAUGAAAGAAUUGACAUCUUUGAAGUGUUUGGGUUUCCAUCAAGCAUGAGGUCAUGUCUCUGUAUCUAUCUGAAUCUUCCUUCACAUCUCCUCCAGAGGGAUUUGGGGAGGUGGAGAGGAAUGGCAAAGAGCAGUCCAAAUGACCCGCUGAGUGGGCUUUGGUAAGCCCAUCAAACACUGCUUGGCCUGAGUGCUACAGAGGUAAUUGGAAAAGGAAGCAGAUGGGUUCUGAGCCAGCUCUGGCUAUCUUCCAGGAAUCCUUGAUUUUUUUGUGUGGCGAUGGAUGAGAGUGUGUGCAGAGAGAACAAAUCUGAUGAAAGCAGAAAAUAAGCUGAUUUGGUAAAUUUGCCAGCCAGGGGGAAUUGUGACUGGAGCCAAGGACCCAUGGUGCCAAGGAUCAUGGAGAGAGGGUCAAAUGAAGACAGGUAGCAAUAGGUGUUGUGAGUGUGGCUGCCAGAGAUGGAGGGCGGGACUAAAAGUCAGACUUGGAUUCCAGUCUGGACUCUGAAAUCAGCCCUCUCUGUUCUCUUCAGUGAGUGGGCUCCCUCCUGAGCAUUGCUCGACCUAAGACUGCUCACUGAGCUCACUGAGGCCUUCUUGAACUGAGUUUCUAUGUGGUAUUUACUAGAGCAUCACAGGAGUUGCAUGACUGAAAAAUGCCCCAAGAUGUUACAAACGUCCAUGUCUAAACCGAAGGACAUAAGUAUAGACGAAAAUGAUGAAAAAUUGAGAAUUCAGAGUGUGCUUGGGAUGAUUCCUGCCAGUGGAAUAGGAAAGAAAAGAAAUCUAAAGUAGCCUAAGGACAUUAUUUAGGGCUGAGGGUUAUCUCCAAAGAAAGUGCUUUAUAAAUGAGUUCUUUGAUCUUGUUUGGUGAGGGUCCCUGGGAAGGCAAAUUCUCUCAGAUAUUAUGGCUUCCUUUGUAGGUAGGAUGAGGCCAGGUACUUUUGCCCCUCCUGGCAGUAGACAUCACAGGAAAAAUUUUCCAGGCUAUUCGCAUUCUUGGGGCUAAAGUAACCCUGGUUUAACUCUGUCACAGAGAUAAACUGUUAACAUAGGGCAUCUGGUGGAUGUCUGCUUCUCAGAUGGAAGGGAGAUCUGUUGAAGUCUUUGGCAGAAACUGGCAUGUAAGGAUCCGGUUCUCCAAAAGAGUGCGAAACAUGACGUGCCAGACUGUAUCUACUUCUGUUAUUCCAUUUCUUUCGUGGGGGUCUUGGGCCAGUAAAUCAUCCUACUUAUGCCCUCCAACUUCACAGGUCUUGCAGGACCUCCCUACCCUGAAGUUCAAAAAUUUCUUCAUUGUGGCUAGCCUCCUUGGUUGCCUCAGGUACCAUUUUUUGUCAGGUCUUUGAAAGGAAAAAUUCUAAGUUCUAUAUGGCAGCCGGUCCCUAAACGGCCUCCAAAUCAGUCCCCGGUGAUCCCUCUUGAUAUUCACACACUUGAGUGGUCCCUUCCCAUAUUGUACCAGGGUUAUUGUUGUUGGUGGUGAAUUAUAUAUAACAGAAGCAUCGGGGAGAGUCAGCGACCACGUUGUGAGGUCACUCAGGCAGCCUACGCUAGGUUCACAUGAUGAGGAACCAAAGUCUCCAGCAAUAGCCAGGGAAAAACUGAGGCCUGACAACAACCUCAUGAGUGAGCUUGGGAGUGAAUCCUCCCUGCAGCUGAGGCUUCGGAUGAGACUGCAGCGUGGCUGACAGCUUGACUCCGAUCUCAUGAGAGACCCUGAGCCUGGAUCCACCUAGCUUAAGCCAUUUGGAGACUCCUGACCCUCAGAAACUCUGUGAGAUAAUACAUGUUUGUUAUUUUGUGGUGCUGAGUUUCCGGGUAAUUUGCUUUGCAGCAAUAGAUAACUGUGGGCUUUGCUUUUUAUUUUUGAGUAGAAAUAAAUAACAUCAAGAAGACAUUUGCUUAUAUGGAAUGACCGCAUAUGCUGUGUGGAAUGACAAAUCAAUAUUUGUCUCUCUUGUACCAGGCUCUGUUCUAGGUCCCUAGAUCCCCAAAUUUAUUUGAUAGUAAGAAUCACCUAAUUGGUAGAAUGAUCUGGGUUUGGGGUGUGACCAAAGAAUCAGUAUGUUUAGCACCCCACAUAAUUCUACAUCAGGCAAGUCUGAGAAGUAUUGCAGGAAAGGAUUCAAAAAUGAACAAGACAUAGCCCUUCUUCAGGUAACAGUGUAAGAUGGAAAGCAAAUUGGUUGGUUAAGAUCUCAUGGAGCAAGGUACAGAAAGAAUCACAGAGUGAUAGUAACAGCUGACAUUUAUCAGGAGCCUGCUAAGCAUCAGGCAUUGUGCCAAAUACUUUACCUGUUUUAUCUUAUUUACUCUUCACAACAACCUUAUGCAAUAGGAGCUAUUGUCAUCUGUAAUUUACAAAUGGGAGAACUAAGCUUUGGUUACCACACUGCCCAGGGUCACACAGCUCCUCUGUACAGAGCUAGGUGGAAAAAAGGCAGCUGAUUCCAUAUGCGAUGCUCUUAACAGCUAUCAUGUUCCGUGUCCCAGGGGACAGGAGACUUGGAGUUGUGAAAGGGCUGUGACAUCUUUGUGAAUGAUUGGAGUUUUGUGCAAAUGAUAGGAGAAGGUGUUCAGAGAGGGAUAUAGGCCAGGGGAAGAUACCGCAUGAAGUGCUGGAACCUGCUAGUGACUUCUGGUGUAAGCUCAACUCAUUUUGUAAAUGGAGAAAGGUACCCUCAGAAAGGUUUUGUGACUUGCCUGAGGUUUGAAAGUAGCAAAGAGGAGUAGAGAUCCAGAACCUGAACUCCCCCUUUCCAUUGUGGAUAAUUGGAGGCCAAACUGGGAUUGACCUUAGAUGCCUUGCUAAGGAGGUCUGAGCUAUUCUGUAGAUCAUUUUAACCAUUUUAAGUGAUAGUUCAAUGACAUUAAGCACAUCCAUACUCAAAACUUUUUUAUCAUCUCAAACAAAAACUCUGUAUCCACAAAACAAUAACUGCCCAUUCCUCCUCCCCUGGUACAUAACAUUCUACUUUCUGACUCUAUGGAUUUGCCUGUUUGAGCUACCUCAUAUACGUGGAAUCAUAUAAUAUUUGUGUUUUUUUGUGUGUCUGGCUUAUUUCAUGUAACAUGUUUUCAAGAUUUCCCCAUACUGUAGCAUGAACUCAUACUUUUUCCUUUCUCCUCAUUUUUUAUUGUGGUAAAAUACACAUAAUACUUACUAUCUUAACCAUUUUGAAGUGUACAGUUCAGUGAAUUAAGCACAUUCACAUUAUUGUGCAACCAUCACCACCAUCCAUCUACAGAACUCUUUUCGUCUUGCAAAACGGAAACUCUGUGUCCAUUUAGUGAUAAUUUCCCCUUAUCCCUCCCACCCCUGGCGACCAACUGCCAUUCUUCUUUCUGUCUCUAUGAUUUUGACUACUCUAGGUACCUAAUAUAAGUGGAAUGAUACAGUAUUUGUCUUUUUGUGCCUGGCUUAUUUCACUUAGCACAAUGUCAUCAAGAUUCAUCCAUGUUGUAGCAUGUGUCAGGACUUCCUUCCUUUUGAAGGCUGACUUAUAUCCCACUGUAUGUAUAUAUCACAUUUUGUUUAUGCAUUCAUCUGUUGAUGCAUAUUUGAAUAAUGCUGCUAUAAACGUAGGUGUACAAAUAGUUCUUUGAGAGACUGCUUUCAAUGACUUUGGGUAUAUAUCCAGAAGUGAAAUUGCUGAUGACAUAAUUCUAUUUUUUAACUUUUGAGGAACUGCCAUAAUGUUUUCCACAGUGGCUCUAUCAUUUUACAUUCCCACCAACAGUGCACCAGGGGUCCAAUUCUUCCACAUCCUCACCAACACUUCUUUCCUUUUUUGAAGGAUGAGAACUAUUCUAAAUUAUGUAUAUAUCACGUUUAAAAAGACCUGUUCAUCAGUUGAUGAACCUUUGGGUUGUUUCCAUCUUUUGGGUAUUGUGAAUAAUACUGCUAUGAACAUUGGUGUGCAAGUAUCUGGGUUCCUGCUUUCAAUUUUUUUUUUUUUUAAGUGGAAUUGCUGGAUCAUAGGGUAAUUCUAUAUUUAACUUCUUGAGAAAUCUAGACUUGAAGGAGAUCUGUGCUCUGUUAAGUUGGUUCUGGUCAUCCUAGCCUUCCUCUGAACAGAUAUCCCUGGUGGGCGGGGGACUUCUCCUUCUCUCUAGCAUCCACACUGUCCCCAUCCCCUCACUUCAUUGCUUUCUGGAAGUUCGUUCUCUGAGCUUCUUUUACACAAAGGUCCAAGCUGCUGAAAUGAAGCUGACCCUGGCGUCCAGCUGGGCUUGCCCGAGGGAGCGGGGUUUGGGUCGGUCCCAGCGUGUGGAGCGAGGGCGGUGCUGUGGGCGGGAGGGGAGCCUCCUCUGGGUUCUUUGAAAUCCCACCAGCUAAGCCGGCCGUGUCCGCCCUCCGGCGGCGGCCGGGGCUGACCAGGUGAGCCGGCGGACAAGUCCCGUGCCCCGGGGGCGGGCACAGCGGGCGGGUGGUACUUCGCUCGGACCCGCGCUGAGCCCAGCUUUGAGCGCCAGCGCCCCCGUUCCUGCCCACGGCGGUCGUUCUGGAGCCUGAGCCUGGGGAGCGCGCGCCGCCCGGCGCCCUCCCGCGUGUCCUCGCUGCCGGCUGCCGCCUCUGCUUCCCCGACACUCCGGCCCGGCCGCGACUCCGGGGUCGCCAGCCGCGCGCCCGCGCAGCGACCCCGACGUGUCCGGCUCCCCGGCCCGAGCACGCCUCUUCUAAUCAGCCGCCGGUGCCCAGGGCGCCCCGCGGCCACCGGGGGCGGGGAGCGCCAGUGCGGGGCGGGCCCGGGCCGGGGGUGGCCCUGCCGCGGGGCUUGCGUUCUUGGGGUCUGCGGCGGCGCGCGAGCGUAACUCCCGACCGGGCAGGGAGCGAACCCCGAGAAGAGGAGGAAGAGCGGGGACCGCUCCGGUGCCUGCGGGCCUCUGGGCGCAGGGGCUCUUGUCUCCGUCCCCGGAUAAAAAACCGCACCUGGUCCGCCCGCCGGGAUGCCGCAGGUCCUUGAGCAAAAUUGCAACAUUUCAGAUCUUCAGUGGAAAUGAAAUAAACUGAGCCAGUGCCUGGUUGUCUCUAUAGCAAUCCAGCCUUCCCUGUAUGAGCUUAGGAUGGAGCUUGGAUACUGUACCCCAAGGAUGCUGGCAAAGACACUCUGACUCAUUAAGGGAGAACUGAGUGUGAGCAGAGAGGGGAGACAGCCUCCCACACAUCAUCCCAGAGGAAUUCUAAGCAGUGUUGUUCAGAGCACUACUUGGCCAGAUGGAGAUCACCACGGGGGUCAUGGAUGAGAAUACCACCAACACCUCCACCAACUUCCUUUCUGUGCUUCCCCCCCACGGAGCCCAAGCUGCUUCCUUCCCAUUCAACUUCAGCUAUGGUGACUAUGAUAUGCCUUUGGAUGAAGAUGAGGAUGUGACCAAUUCCAGGACUUUCUUUGCUGCCAAGAUCGUCAUUGGCAUGGCCCUAGUGGGCAUCAUGCUGGUCUGUGGCAUUGGCAACUUCAUCUUCAUUGCCGCCCUGGCCCGCUAUAAGAAGCUGCGCAACCUUACCAACCUGCUCAUUGCCAACCUGGCCAUUUCUGAUUUCCUGGUGGCCAUUGUCUGCUGCCCCUUUGAGAUGGAUUACUAUGUGGUGCGCCAGCUGUCCUGGGAACAUGGCCAUGUCAUGUGUGCCUCUGUCAACUACCUGCGCACCGUUUCUCUCUACGUCUCCACCAAUGCCCUGCUGGCCAUCGCCAUUGACAGAUAUCUGGCCAUCGUCCACCCGCUGAGACCCAGGAUGAAGUAUCAAACAGCUACUGGCUUGAUUGCCCUGGUGUGGAUGGUGUCCAUCCUCAUCGCCAUCCCUUCAGCCUACUUCACAACCGAAACGGUCCUCAUCAUUGUCAAGAGCCAAGAGAAGAUCUUCUGUGGCCAGAUCUGGCCGGUGGACCAGCAGAUCUACUACAAGUCCUACUUCCUCUUCAUCUUUGGCAUCGAGUUCGUGGGCCCCGUGGUCACGAUGACCCUGUGCUACGCCAGGAUCUCCCGGGAGCUCUGGUUCAAGGAGGUCCCAGGCUUCCAGACGGAGCAGAUCCGGAAGCGGCUGCGCUGCCGCAGGAAGACGGUGCUGGUGCUCAUGUGCAUCCUCACUGCCUACGUGCUGUGCUGGGCUCCCUUCUAUGGCUUCACCAUCGUGCGCGACUUUUUCCCCACCGUGUUCGUCAAGGAGAAGCACUACCUCACGGCCUUCUACGUCGUGGAGUGCAUCGCCAUGAGCAACAGCAUGAUCAACACCCUGUGCUUCGUGACCGUCAAGAACAACACCAUCAAGUACUUCAAGAAGAUCAUGCUGCUCCAUUGGAAGUCUUCUUACAAUGGGAGUAAGUCCAGUGCGGAUCUUGAUCUUAAAACCACAGGGGUGCCGGCAACUGAAGAGGUGGACUGCAUCAGACUAAAAUAACUGGAUGGACCUUUCAAAGUUUAAACAAAGACAGACCUUUGGGACACUGACCAGUGCUAGAUACAGACUAUCAACCAAGAACUCUUGGUUUUCGGCAGAAGGCAGAGGUAACGGACAGCUUAGUGAACACUGUGUUCAAGGAGCUCAGAAUUUAUAAAACUGAUGUGACUAGAUACCAUCUCCAGUGGCCAACAGUAACUGAAUGUCUAAUGUAUGCAAAGAGUAGGCACUGGUGAAAUGCAUUUAUGUUGACAACAUUUAAUUGGCAAAAAGAAAUAAGGAUUCAGCCAAGACAAAUGUUGGGGCAUAGCCUG
This is a messenger RNA of Acinonyx jubatus (cheetah), 7782 nucleotides long. It is a transcript of the gene PROKR1, whose product is annotated as prokineticin receptor 1. NCBI's taxonomy places the organism in Eukaryota, Metazoa, Chordata, Mammalia, Carnivora, Felidae. Gene Ontology annotation, molecular function: neuropeptide Y receptor activity. The record is from RefSeq and is a predicted model, not a curated record. The transcript is spliced from 4 exons. The coding region runs from base 6287 to 7468 and encodes 393 amino acids. Gene Ontology annotation, cellular component: membrane. Gene Ontology annotation, biological process: neuropeptide signaling pathway.